Lottia gigantea (owl limpet) is the source of this 1035-nucleotide messenger RNA. RefSeq lists its product as hypothetical. The record is from RefSeq and is a predicted model, not a curated record. NCBI's taxonomy places the organism in Eukaryota, Metazoa, Mollusca, Gastropoda, Lottiidae. Gene Ontology annotation, biological process: protein dephosphorylation. The coding region runs from base 1 to 1035 and encodes 344 amino acids. The transcript has 9 exons. Gene Ontology annotation, molecular function: protein tyrosine phosphatase activity.
AUGGAUAACCAAAGAAAUGAAGAAAUUAUCAGUGAACCAAUCUAUGUUAAUGUUACUGGUAAAAGACAAACAAGUCCUGUGGAAAUCUCACAACUUUAUGAUUAUAUAAAGAAAAAUAAAGAACAUAAUUGUUUAGGCUUCAAAAAAGAAUUUGAGGAAUUACCAGUUGGAUUAUUAGCAUGUUGUGAAGUGAGUCGAAAAGCUGAUAAUAGAGCUAAAAAUAGAUACGGUAAUAUUGUGGCAUAUGAUCAUUCUAGAGUUAUAUUAGAUCCUAUACAAGGAGAACCUAAUACAGACUAUGUUAAUGCUAAUUAUAUGGAUGGUUAUUCAAGAAAAAAAGCAUUCAUAGCCUCACAAGGACCCAAUAAAACUAUGAUCAGAGAUUUUUGGAGAAUGGUAUGGCAGUUAAAGAUAUCUAAAAUAGUUAUGUUAACAAAUUUAGUAGAGGCAUGUAAGAGAAAAUGUGAACAGUACUGGCCUGAAGAAGGUUCUAUAAAAUAUGGUGAAGUUACAGUCAAACUUGUACAUACCCGAAAAUACACAGACUAUACUAUUAGAACUUUUGAAAUUGCAAGGGUAGGUUCUUCUGAAGAAAUUAGUAAAAUAGUAAAACAGUUCCAUUUUACUACAUGGUCAGAUCAUGGUGCCCCAACCUACCCUACAACAUUAUUAGCUUUCAGACGUAAAGUAUUAUUAUAUAAUACAGAUAGUACAGCUCCUAUACUCUGUCAUUGUAGUGCUGGUAUUGGAAGAACAGGAACAUAUAUAGCUUUAGAUUAUCUGUUAGAUCAAGCACAACAUGAGAAUGUUGUAGAUGUUUUAGGUAUAGCACAAAUAAUGAGAACGAAUAGAGUGAAUAUGAUACAAACGUGGGAACAAUAUGUAUUUGUGUAUGAUGCUGUUCUAGAAGCUAUUAAAUCUGGUAAUACAACUAUUUUAAGAUCUGUAUUUAGAAAUGUUUAUCAAGAUAUGUGUACAGCUCAUGAUGAUGGUGAAAAAACAGAACUAGAAAGACAGUAUGAGGUAGAUGUUUAA